CGCGGCUGCGGCGACGGCGUCCGUGGUAUAGCCACGGGUCGGGCUCCGCUCUGCGUGACGGUGGCCUCGACCAGCCUCUUGGAUUCGGGGAGCGCUGGCUCCCCGGCGCGCACACCGGGGCGUGUGCAGACGUGUGCACGCCGGGAUGCGGAGGCGGGCAGGCAAGCGGAUUCAGGCGGUUUCCUGGACGUCCCCUCACUGGGCCUCAGUUUCCCCAUCUGCGGAGUAAGGGUAUGGGGGCCAAGGAGCGGGUCAGCAUCCCGAGCCGAGCAUGGUGACAGCCUGUGCCCCCGGCCCCCUCGCCUGGCGCAGCUGGAAGAGCCGCCAGCCUCGGGAGCCGAUGGGCCCCCACGUGAGGGAGUGAGCAGUCUGGCCCAACCCUACAGAUUGAGGGGGGACGCAGCGGCUGAGCGACCCGAGAUCACGCUGCCGACCCCCUCCCACCAGUUGAAUGGUGGACCAAGCAACGAGUGACCCUUGUCAGGGUCACGGAGUAAUGGUGGGAAGCAAGGUGUAAGCAUCCCCUGUGGUCACCUGUAACUUCUUGGUGGAAAUAGAGGUCUGAGUCCCCAAGCCGACCCAGUGGACCCUCCUGGCUCCUGAUCCAGCUGAUGGGGCCACUGAGGCCCCAAGCAGCCACCUGACUAUCAAGACCCCACCUUGCCCAGCCAUGGCUGGGGCUGAGGGCUUCCAAUACCGUGCUCUGUACCCAUUCCGCCGGGAACGGCCAGAGGACCUGGAGCUGCUGCCAGGUGAUGUCCUUGUGGUGAGCCGGGCGGCCCUACAGGCACUGGGCGUGGCUGAGGGCAGCGAGCGUUGCCCACAGAGUGUGGGCUGGAUGCCUGGCCUCAACGAGCGUACACGGCAGCGCGGCGACUUCCCUGGCACCUACGUUGAGUUCCUGGGGCCUGUGGCCCUGGCCCGGCCUGGCCCUCGCCCACGUGGCCCCCGCCCGCUGCCCGCCAGGCCCCGAGAUGGGCCCCCUGAGCCAGGCCUCACACUCCCUGACCUACCCGAGCAGUUCUCCCCACCUGAUGUGGCGCCCCCUAUCCUGGUGAAGCUUGUGGAGGCCAUUGAUCGGACAGGGCUAGACAGCUACAGACCUGAGCCACCUGCCGCACGCACAGACUGGUCCCUAAGUGACAUGGAGCAGUGGGACGCGGCAACCCUGUCAGAUGGCGUGAAGGGCUUCCUGCUAGCGCUGCCCUCUCCCCUUGUGACACCUGAGGCCGCGGCCGAAGCACAUCGAGCCCUGCGGGAGGCCGCAGGGCCCGUGGGGCCAGUGCUGGAGCCCCCGACGCUGCCACUGCACCACGCGCUCACGCUGCGCUUCCUGCUCCAGCAUCUGGGCCGGGUGGCCCGGCGCGCCGCAGCGCCGGGCCCCGUGGUGCGUGCCCUGGGCGCCACCUUCGGGCCGCUGCUGCUGCGUGCGCCACCGCCCUCGCCGCCACCAGGGGGCGCGCCCGACGGGACUGAGCCCAUCCCCGACUUCCCUGCUCUGCUGGUGGAGAAAUUGCUUCAGGAACAUCUGGAGGAGCAGGAGGUUGCGCCCCCAGCACUGCCGCCUAAACCCCCCAAGGCAAAGCCGGCCUCCACAGGCCUGGCCAAUGGGGGGAACCCGCCCUCCCUGCAGGAUGCUGAAUGGUACUGGGGUGACAUCUCCAGGGAGGAGGUAAACGAGAAACUCCGGGACACACCUGAUGGUACCUUUCUGGUCCGAGAUGCAUCCAGCAAGAUCCAGGGGGAGUACACGCUGACCCUUAGGAAAGGCGGGAACAACAAGCUGAUCAAGGUCUUCCACCGAGACGGUCACUACGGCUUCUCAGAGCCGCUCACCUUCUGCUCUGUCGUGGACCUCAUCACCCACUACCGCCAUGAGUCACUGGCCCAGUACAAUGCCAAGCUGGACACUCGGCUCCUCUACCCAGUGUCCAAGUACCAGCAGGACCAGAUUGUCAAGGAGGACAGCGUGGAAGCAGUGGGCGCCCAGCUUAAAGUCUAUCACCAGCAGUACCAAGACAAGAGCCGCGAGUACGACCAGCUCUAUGAGGAGUACACACGCACCUCCCAGGAACUGCAGAUGAAGCGCACAGCCAUCGAGGCCUUCAAUGAGACCAUCAAGAUCUUUGAAGAGCAGGGCCAGACGCAAGAGAAGUGCAGCAAGGAGUAUCUGGAGCGCUUCCGGCGUGAGGGCAAUGAGAAGGAGAUGCAGAGGAUCCUGCUGAACUCCGAGCGGCUCAAGUCUCGCAUUGCUGAGAUCCACGAGAGCCGCACAAAGCUGGAGCAGGAGCUACGGGUGCAGGCCUCUGACAACCGAGAGAUCGACAAGCGCAUGAACAGCCUCAAGCCAGACCUCAUGCAGCUGCGCAAGAUCCGAGACCAGUACCUUGUGUGGCUCACUCAGAAAGGUGCCCGGCAGAAGAAAAUCAACGAAUGGUUGGGAAUCAAAAACGAGACUGAGGACCAGUACUCACUGAUGGAAGAUGAGGAUGACCUUCCCCACCAUGAGGAACGCACGUGGUAUGUAGGCAAGAUCAACCGCACACAAGCUGAGGAAAUGCUGAGUGGCAAGCGGGAUGGCACCUUCCUCAUCCGUGAGAGCAGCCAGCGCGGCUGCUACGCCUGCUCCGUGGUGGUGGAUGGUGACACCAAACACUGCGUUAUCUACCGCACAGCCACGGGCUUCGGCUUUGCAGAGCCCUAUAACUUGUACGGGUCGCUGAAGGAGCUGGUGCUGCACUACCAGCAUGCCUCACUGGUGCAGCACAACGACGCGCUCACCGUCACGCUCGCCCAUCCCGUGCGCGCCCCAGGCCCCGGGCCCCCACCUGCCGCCCGCUGACGGCUGAGCAAGAGCAAGAGACCUGUCCCGGAGCUGAGCUGCCCCCAAGCUGGAGGCUGGGCUAGCGACGGCAUCCCAGGUCUCCAUCUUUCUGAAUCUGUCUCUUCUUUCUUGGGUUUUCUCUGUAUCUCUUCCUGUCUGUUUUUCUCUCCAUCUCUCUUUCUCAGAGCCUCUCUCCAUUUCCCCUUGUCACCCUUUGUCACUUUCUAGCGCCAUCUGUCUGUCUGUUCUUUCUCUCUUGGUCUCUGUCCCUCUGUGUAUCUGUGCUGGGGGGUCCUGCCUCCCCUACUCCAUACUCUCCUUCCCCUGCCUCCUUACAGAGGCACUGCCCUGCCUACGGCUCUGGCCACCCACGACCCUGUGCCCUGCCCCCCACAGGCUCCUGGGGUCCCCAAAGCCCCACCUGGCUGCACCUGCCAUGUUUACAGAGGCCCCCAGGCUGCGUGGCCCCAGCCUGGGUUCCCCGAUUUUUAAGCCAUAGACCUGGGGUCAGGGCAGGAAGGAACUUCGCUCAGCCACUUCCAAGAACCUCAGCCGUGACAUCUGGGGCCAGGCGGGACCUGCCCCACAGACCCCAACUUCUCCUUCAAACCCUGAAGUGAAACCUGACACUGGGUUAUCCCCACAAUGGGGCUGCUGCCAAGAAGUGACCCCCAAAAAGGAAAAUAAUUAAAAAUAAACUCAUGAGCUGACCCCAGGCUUCCCAGGAAUCGAGGCCCCAGCACAUCCGGGGCGGCCAACACGCAGCACUGCCCACAGCACCUCCACUUGACACAGACUCAAGGCUUCUCGAUCAUGUUGGGUUCUGAUUUUAUUUUUCCUUAAUUGUAUGUAAAGCCCUUUUUUCUCUCCUCUUUUGGGACAAGAGCCCUGGUUUUCUACGCUACCACGGAACACCCCCCCGCCACCUCCUGCCUGCCUGGCUAGGCUGGUAGGCAGGUUUUGUAUGGUACGUUGAUACUGAUAUGGAUAUAAAACAUUGAACAUGG
Molecule: messenger RNA, 3831 nt
Organism: Camelus dromedarius (Arabian camel)
Lineage: Eukaryota; Metazoa; Chordata; Mammalia; Artiodactyla; Camelidae
Gene: PIK3R2
Product: phosphoinositide-3-kinase regulatory subunit 2
Exons: 17
Coding region: 671-2842 (723 amino acids)
Biological process (GO): phosphatidylinositol phosphate biosynthetic process; insulin receptor signaling pathway
Cellular component (GO): phosphatidylinositol 3-kinase complex
Molecular function (GO): 1-phosphatidylinositol-3-kinase regulator activity; protein binding
Source: RefSeq, a predicted model, not a curated record